UCCACACGUGUUUCUCCCGUAAACAUUUCUUUGGUAUGUGAAUCGUGAAUUUGCCAUAGAAAAGCAAAAAAAAGGGGACAAAUAAGACAAUAGAAUGACGAACCUGCGCACGGAGGAAAAGGCUGAGUCGGAGGAGCCAGCGGAACGGGCAUCCGUGUUCAAGGAGAGCAGCUGCAUAUUCCGGCGAAAUCGGGCCCUUGGCUAUGUGAGCAACCAAGUUCCCGCGGUCACGCGUUACAUUCAGCGUCGCCGGGACACUUUGCUGAUCACCUGCAUCGGCAGAUCCUUCCAGGUGUACACCGCAAAUCAUUUCCGCCUGCUGCACGUCAGCGGUCUGCAUCCGGACGAGAUUACAGCCUUGGCUACGGAUCGCCUGCACACGUACUCGGCGAGCAACAAGUGCAUCUUCGCCUGGCGGGCGGGCAAACACAUCCGGCACGUUUAUCGUGGCCACCAAAAGGAUGUCCACCUUCUGCUGCCCUUCGGGUCCAAUUUGAUUGCCAUUGAUCGGGAAAAUGUGCUCAAGGUGUGGAAUAUACCCACCGAGGAUGUCUAUCUGGAGGUGCCCUUUCGCCCCGAGGAGUUCCAGAUCACAGCGGUGGCCCAUCCACCAACGUACAUCAACAAAAUAGUGCUGGGCUCCCAGCAGGGUCAACUGAAGAUUCUGAACAUCAAGAAGAACAGUGUGGUGUGCACGUUGAGCCAUCACGAGAGCAGGAUAACCUACAUUGAACCGGCUCCUGCUCUGGAUGUCGUGGCCGUGGGCCACGGUGAUGGAGCCAUCAUCCUGCUCAACCUAAAGUUCGACGAGGUGCUGAUGAGCUUCCAGCAGGACUGGGGCCAGGUCACAAGUCUCUCUUUCCGCACCGAUGGCCCACCCAUUCUGGUGUCCGCCUGCAGCAACGGUUACAUGGCCUUCUGGAAUCUAGAGGAACGCAAGUUGGCCGGUCAAGUGCAGGCGCACGAGGAGUCGGUUACCACGGCCAUUUGUCUGGCCAGCGAGCCUGUGGUUUUCACCACCUCGCCCGACAACUCCAUGAAGAUGUUCAUUUUCGAUAUGCCGGAUGGUGGGGCCAGGCAGCUGAGGAUCCGCGAGGGACACACGAAGCCUCCUCUCUGUAUCCGCUACCACGGCACCUCGGGUGUGUCCAUUCUUUCUUCCGGCGAGGACAGCACAAUGAGAGUCUUCUCCACCAUAUCAGAGUCACUAAACAAGAGCAUGGGCAGGGCCACCUACAAUCCCAUAGCCACAAAAAAGAAAAAUCGCUUCCAGUACGACAAGUUCGAAAUGCCGCCCAUCCUUGAGUUCACAUCGGACACGGCCCGCGAGAAGGAGUGGGACAACAUUGCCGCCAUUCACGCGGGCGUCAUUCAGACGACCACCUGGUCUUUUGACAAGAACCGCAUGGGUGAGCACCGUCUGGUGCCGAUGCAGUUCCAGAACCGCAACCGCUCCAACUUCCAGAGCGAGACCACGUGCAUCGUGCUGACGCACUGCGGCAACUUCGUGAUCAUCGGCUACAGCAGUGGCGACAUCGAACGCUUCAAUAUUCAGUCCGGCAUGCAUCGAGCUAGCUAUGGUUCUCCCGGUCACAAGAUGGCAGUUCGCGGCUUGGCUAGCGAUAAUCUCAAUCAGAGCGUCAUCUCUGGCUGUUCGGAGGGCCUACUCAAGUUCUGGUCGUUCAAAGGAAAAGUCGAUAAGCCCCUGGCCGUGCUUCGGCUGGCGGAUGGCAUUUCCCUGAUGCGCCAGCACCGUGAGAGCUCCAUGUUGGCCAUUGGCCUUGAGACCUUUAAGGUCUUUGUGGUGGACAUGCACACGCGGGUGAUUGUCCGCAAGUUCGUCGGUCACACGGCGAAGCUGAAUGACCUCACUUUCAGUCCGGAUAGUCGCUGGCUGAUCACUGCCGCCAUGGACUCCACGAUCAAGGUGUGGGACAUACCCUCCUCCUACAUGGUGGAUCACUUGCGGGUGGAGACGCCUUGCGUGUCGUUGUGCAUGUCGCCCAGCGGUGAUUUCCUGGCCACCGCACAUGUCGGACUUUUGGGUAUUUACCUAUGGGCAAACAAGACCCUGUUCAAUCAGGUUUCCCUGCGAUCCAUCAAUCCCUCGGAGCCGGCUCCCUAUGUGGGUUUACCCACCAAUGUAUGCGAUGCCAUGGAAUUGGAAGAUGGCAUGCAGGAGCUGGAGAUUGACGAAGAGGACGAGACGAAACUCGGGGAGCUUAUCGAUGCCAAGUAUGAAACUCCAAUUCAGCUGUCCGAAGAGCUAAUAACGCUAUCGGGGUUGGCUGCAUCUCGCUGGCAGAAUCUAUUGGAUUUGGAGCUGAUCAAACAACGCAAUAAACCAAAGGCGCCGCCAAAGGCUCCAAAGCAGGCUCCAUUUUUCCUGCCCACAGUUUCGGGGCUGGAACUUCGCUUCGAUGUACAAAAUGGACAAAAGGAGGGAGACAGUUCCCGAAUCCGAAAAGCUUCUACGCUUAACAAUCUAACUGCCUUUGGACAGCUGUUGGAGGAAACAUCUGACAGCCAAGAGUUCGCACCCGCUGUGGCGCACUUGACGCAACUUGGUCCCUCGAUGGUGGACUUUGAGAUCAAGUCACUUCACCCGGAGGCUGGAGGAACCCUUCUGGCCAUGCUACAGUUCCUCAAACUCGUAGAAUUCAUGUUCGGAACAAACCUGAACUUUGAGCUGGCUCAAUCCUAUUUGAGUGUCUUCCUGCGAUCCCACGGUCUUGGAUUGACGGAGUCUCCGGAAUUGGUAAAGGCGCUGCGCAGUGUUUCCCAGGUGCAGCAGGAGGCUUGGCAUCGAGUGGAGGAGAAGCUUAUCUAUGGGACUGGAGUCGUGGCUGCACUCCGAAAUUUUGCACAUUAGUUACUAACAUCUACAAUAUUAUUUUUGUAGAGUUCACCUUGAAAUUUUGUAAAUAAAUUUCCAAGAUAUUUUACAAAUU
This is a messenger RNA of Drosophila rhopaloa, 2951 nucleotides long. Its product is annotated as WD repeat-containing protein 36. Gene Ontology annotation, biological process: rRNA processing. Gene Ontology annotation, cellular component: small-subunit processome; Pwp2p-containing subcomplex of 90S preribosome. The record is from RefSeq and is a predicted model, not a curated record. NCBI's taxonomy places the organism in Eukaryota, Metazoa, Arthropoda, Insecta, Diptera, Drosophilidae. Gene Ontology annotation, molecular function: protein binding. Bases 95 to 2872 code for a protein of 925 amino acids. The transcript has 3 exons.